Molecule: messenger RNA, 423 nt
Organism: Pocillopora verrucosa
Lineage: Eukaryota; Metazoa; Cnidaria; Anthozoa; Scleractinia; Pocilloporidae
Source: RefSeq, a predicted model, not a curated record
AUGGAGUUGAAAUAUUUCAACUUUUAUCUUUUUCCUUUAUUCGGGUUUUUUGAGAAUCCAUCCAAAGAUGAAGUGAUUAUCUACAAUCAAUGUGCAUCUCUUAGAGUUGCCAUUCAACAACAUCUCAAAUCCAAGUCAAAGUUACCUGUAACUAUAACAUUCCAUGGUGAUGUCAACAAAUUUCUUUUCAAAAAGAUAGGAAUUGUCAGGGAUGAUGACUUUCCCUGCAAAUAUUUUCCACGCUUUUGGGACCACUGUGCGUACAGUCAUGGCCAGGGAGUAAAAGUGUUCUAUCCAAUAAAGGUUAGACAUUUUAUUUCCUGGUCUCCAAAAAAAUAUAACAUAGAUGACCACAAUCCUUCCCUUAGAGCUUUUCAGGAGAAGCUUACCUUUAUUAAAGUAGCUGUUGGAGAUGACUCUUAG